This is a messenger RNA of Spodoptera exigua (beet armyworm), 2156 nucleotides long. Lineage: Eukaryota; Metazoa; Arthropoda; Insecta; Lepidoptera; Noctuidae. The record is from the annotation of a GenBank genome assembly.
GAACAGUGACGCGGUUGCGUACGCGCAGUGUACCGUAUACCGUCGUGAAUGACGGACGCGCCGUUUUUCCAGCUCCGUAUUAUUUACGGAUUAAUCGAAAGUUCAGAGUAGAAAAGUCACAGAUAAUGGCGAGCAAAACUAAUGGAGUUGAGGAGUGGGUGCGAGCCCCUCCUCCUCCAGGGACCUGCUUGUCCAGGUUCACGAAUGCCAUCUACAACCAUGAAGAGAACAGCUUCUUGGGACGCACGCCGAAAAGAUGGGGCAUAGUGCUGACCUUCUACCUGGUGUUCUACGCAGUCCUGGGGCUCAUGUUCGCGCUCUGCAUGGGUGGAUUGUACCUCACCUUAGAACCCAACAGACCCACAUACCUUCUGGAGGAGUCACUCAUUGGAGCCAACCCUGGCGUGGCAUCUCGUCCCCUGUACGAGACGGCGGUGCUGAAGUACAGCGUGGAGAACUCCUCGGAGUACCAGCUCUACGUGGAUCAACUCAACGAAUUCUUUAACUAUUACAGCAGUGAACGCUGGUACACGACCCAGAAGGAGUGCAGGGCUGAGGAUCAGUACGGUUUCCCUGAUAACCCCUGCAUCUUCGUCAAAGUCAACAAGAUAAUUGACUGGAAACCAGAAUAUUACGAAGCGUCAGACCUGCCCGCAGACAUGCCUGAGGACCUGGUGGAACACAUCCAGGGACUAGAUCCUAGUAAGCAAAAGCAAGUUUGGAUAUCUUGCGAGGAGGAGAAGGCGAAUGACACGAAGCUGGAAUAUCCAUGGGGAAGAGGCAUGCCAAAGGAAUAUUAUCCUUAUGUAUAUGGCAAUAAGGAGUAUAAGAGCCCACUUGUCGCGGUGCGGUUGUCUCAUCCGGCACACAACCAGAACGUCGUGAUCCGAUGUAGGGCGUGGGCCAAGAACAUAAUAUACAACAAGAGUCUAAAGGAACCGUCCGGCUACACUCGUUUCCAGUUGUACAUUGAAGGCAAUGACAGUGUCUUCACCCACCGAGCCGCCACGAUGGGCGCCGACAAACCGAAUGGCGUGGUCAACUACUGCCGAAGACCAGUCCAGAGACCCUUCCUCCAAAGAAUCCGGUAUGCAAUCUGGAAUCCCGAAGAAAGAACGUUCCUGGGUAGAACUCCUCAUCGAUGGGGUGUGAUUGGGUUGAUCUACCUGGUGAUGUACAUCUGCAUCAUCAUCUUCUUCUCCAUCUGCAUGUGUGGUCUCCUCACCAGCAUGGACGAAAGGAUCCCCUACUUCACCCUCGCUGACUCCAUCAUUGGAGCUAACCCCGGCAUGGGUCACAGGCCGAUACUGUUCGAGGAAGGAGCUCUUAUCUGGUACAAAGCUGACAAUGAAACUCAAGUCAAGAAGUACGUGGACAACAUCAACCAGUUUCUUGCGCCAUACAACAACAAGAGUUUGUUGGUGAACCAAGGCGUGAACCAGCGUGACUGUGGUGACGUGAAGCCUCCACGGAAUGAGGUCUGCGACUUCAACACCACCACCAAUUUCGGGCCUUGCUCCAUGGAGAACAACUAUGGAUAUGCAAACAAAACACCCUGUCUUAUUAUCAAAUUGAACAGGUUAUACGACUGGAACCCUGACUUCUACGACGAUCCUGGCGACUUGCCCCCUGAGAUGCCACCAGACAUAACCAACUAUAUCAGGAACGCAACUGCACAAGAACGUCGUAAAGUGUGGGUAUCGUGUAUGGGUGAGCGGCCGGCUGACGUGGAAGCCCUGGGUGAGCUGAAGUACUGGCCGUACCCUGGUCUGUCUGAGGUCUACUUUCCUUACGACAACACUCCUGGAUACCUGAGUCCGCUCGUUGCUGUGCAGUUACUGAGACCUAAGCUGCAUCAAAUAAUCAACAUUCGUUGCCGAGCAUGGGCGCGCAACAUUAUUUACACUGAUAGUCUGAAGGACAGGUUCGGCUCCACGCACCUGGAGAUCAUGAUUGACUGAAUGGGACCAUUAACGCAGCAUAGAGGGCGGGAGUGAGCUGUACCCUGUGUUGAUUGUCCUUAGCACUAGAUGGCGUUGUUAUAAGUUUCUGUGACUAAGUUGUUGAUACACAGAGUGAUAGAAAAAAUGUAAUAACAAACAGCUGGAUAAUACACAAGACAGGAUACAGUUUCCUUAGUAUAAGCGCUCCUUAAU